AUGGCCGGUAAGGGCCCCCGGCCAGCCUGCGUCGAGGAUUACGACGAAGAACAACACGCCAUCCUACCCGACACUAGACUUUCUGCCAAUAUUGUUGCCAAUUCAGCUGCCAAAUUAUCCUCCAGGUUGGAAAAAUUCCAGGAGCCGCCGAUCGACGGCGCCAGUGACUCGGGUUAUUCUAGUCGCACCGCCGCGACAGGAAACAGCACCCAAUCUGCACCAUCAGGCGGAAGAAGUCCCCCGCCCCCUCAUAAGCUGGACACCCCCAAACGUUCCGAACUCAACAGAAAAAUCUCGAUCAGAGAACGUAGAGACAAGGAUCGAUCUCGGCCUCCGCGCGAAGAGACGAUGGUUGGUGCCUAUCCGGGCGCUGCCCAUCAUGCUCACGUGCCCCGGUCGUUGUCGAAGUCUCGUCGACGGGAAUCUUCCCAUGCGAGACAGUAUCAUCCAGACAGCUACUACGACUACGGCACUCAGUACCAUCAAUCGACCCCGGUCGAUCAUCGGCAGAGCGAAUAUCCAUUUUACGUACAGUCACGGCCUCCUGUCCCGGAAUACUCAUCGUCGCCGCACACUGCUCGCUAUGCUGGUGGUGCUAUAGAGAACAUCCACGUCAGUCACCCGGCUCGACCCAGCCGCUCCAACUCCUACCACACAUACCACCCUCACGGACGUCCCAUGAGUCUACACGGGCCACCACAUGGAAUGAGCUCGGGAAUGGCAUCUCCGAUGUAUCCCCAGGCAUCUAUGCAUGGAUAUGAUUCUCAUGGCCCCCCACCGGCCAGCUCAGCAUACAUGCAACAAUACUCUUCAUCCCCAUAUGGACCACCUUCUCACUAUGCCCCGUCAGCGGCGGACUAUGCCCCAUCGGAUUACCCACGAGCCCGGUCCCCUUCCCGGGAGCCGUCUCGCCGUCGGGCUUCAUCCAGCUAUGGCCAGCCACCUCCUCCACCAAUGGACUCCGGAUCGUAUUCACCAUGGUAUGAUGACGAGCCACCUCUGGACCCUUAUUCCUCGCGGGAGAUUCAUGACCGUCCUUCCACAAGACACCAGGAACAGGACGAGGAUUAUUAUCGUAUGCCACCCCCAAGGUCAAAGCCAAAAUCCAGGGCUGCCCCGCAAGUCCACCAGUUACCGCAGGCAGAGCGGCCAGGACCCCCACGGAAGAUGCAUACCACUGCCGGUGUGGUCCCCUCUUCUCAGCGUCGCCCACCCAGAGGCAUGGAGCGAGCCAUGGAGCGAGCCAUGGACAGGGAUAGAGGAAUGGACAGAGACCUAGACCGCAUGGACAUGUCCGAAAUGGAAGCAGCCUUGCCGGCGAUUCAGGAUCGGGCACAUCGCCGAAUAUCGAGGGAUGCCUCUCUGCCAGAGAGAGCUCACAGCCUACGAGAUCACCGUCGAUCAACGUCUUACCAGGACGAUCGACGGUCUGCUCAUGUGGCCGUAGCGAGCUCUCGGCGGCGGAAGCCUACCGAGUAUUACUAUGAUGAACCAUCCAGCGCCAGUGGGGAUCUCGAAGAUCGCGAGCGCGAAGCUGAAAACUACCAGGCAGCCCGUUCAGGCCGGACAUCAGCCGCCGCACUACCUCUCUCCCAGGAGACCUUGCUCUCUGACAAAGUGGCUCACCGCCCCGGGAGCGAGAGCGGCAGCCAAAACAGCCGGUCUAACAGCAGCCGUGGCAGUGUUACAACCUCGCGGAAGGAGGAAGACAAGAACAUGACCCUCACAUUGAAUGGAUUCCAAAUCGGAUUUACAUCGGAAGCAGUUGCAGGCAAGUCUAUCAACAUUCGCGCUGGGGAUACCGGGGCUGUUCGAUUAAAUAUCGGCGGCCCACGGCAACCCAAGCAGAAUGUGAGUAGUGCUGGCUCUGAUUACACGGGCGGCUCCAGCCGCCGGGAAAUUGAAGAUGUGCGGCGUCCCCGGGACGAUCGGCGAACCGAGCGAUAUGAGCGAUCUAGUCGCCGAGCCAGCCAGUCGGUCUAUGGAAGCCGCUACCAUUGA
Penicillium paradoxum is the source of this 2001-nucleotide messenger RNA. RefSeq lists its product as uncharacterized. The transcript has a single exon. The record is from RefSeq and is a predicted model, not a curated record. The coding region runs from base 1 to 2001 and encodes 666 amino acids. Lineage: Eukaryota; Fungi; Ascomycota; Eurotiomycetes; Eurotiales; Aspergillaceae.